This is a messenger RNA of Sorghum bicolor (sorghum), 1349 nucleotides long. RefSeq lists its product as uncharacterized. Lineage: Eukaryota; Viridiplantae; Streptophyta; Magnoliopsida; Poales; Poaceae. The record is from RefSeq and is a predicted model, not a curated record. Bases 39 to 1085 code for a protein of 348 amino acids. The transcript has 3 exons.
AAAAAGGAGCAACCAAGCAAGUUGAUCGAUCCAAUCCAAUGGGGGUGCUGAUACCAGCCCGGCCGGAGCAAUGCACAUUGAGCCGUGUCGUUGCCCUCACCACCGUCUGCGUCGUCAUCGUGGUUUGCACGUACGUCGUCGCGUCGUCUUCUCCGGCCGGAGGCGACGCCGGGAACGAGGAGAGGUUCUACAACAUAUGGCGCCGCCGAUCAUCGGAUUUUGCCCCCGACGAUCUGGAGGUGGCGCUGCGCGGUGCAGCGUACGCAAACAAGACGCUGAUCCUGACCAUGCUGAACGAGGCGUACGCGGAGGAGGGCGGCCUGCUGGACCUCUUCCUCGAGAGCCUGAGGGAAGGGGACGGCACCGAGCAGCUCAUCGACCACGUCCUCUUCGUGGCCAUGGACCAGCAGGCCUUCCGCCGGUGCAGGAGCCUCGGCGGCGGCGUCAAGUGCUACCUGCUCCGGGCCGUGGACAGCCAGCAGGGCGACCUCUCGUCGGAGCAGCUCUACAUGUCGGACGGCUUCAUACGCAUGAUGUGGCGCCGGAUCCGGUUCCUUGGCGACGUCCUCAAGCACGGCUACAGCUUCAUUUUCACUGAUAUGGACGUGAUGUGGCUGAGGAAUCCGUUCCCGAAGCUGGACCGCGGUGAGGGCGAGGACUUGCUGAUCAGCUCCGACAAGUUCAACGGCGUGCCGCACGACUACGCCGGCAACGAGCUGAACACGGGCUUCUUCUUCGUGGACUCGAACGACCGGACGGUGGCGCUGUUCGACGAGUGGCACGCGGCGCGGCGGGUCUCGGCGGGGAUGAAGGAGCAGGACGUGCUGAACCGGAUGAAGCGGCGCGGCGCGUUCCGCCGGCUCGGCCUGCGCGUGCGCGUCCUGGACACGGCGCGCUUCAGCGGGUUCUGCCAGGACAGCCGGGACGCGGCGCAGGUGGCCACCGUGCACGCCAACUGCUGCCGCACCAAGCGGGCCAAGGUCGCUGACCUCAAGGCCGUCCUUCGCGCCGCCAAGCGGCUCAACAGGACGACGACGGAGCUUAGGUGGCCAGCGCAUCGCGAGUGCGUAAAAUCGUGGUCGUGAACAUCUCUGGGCAAAGUUGUCGUCUUCGGCAGGCCCAAUGCAGGAAGUUCCCAACUUAGCCAAUCGUUUUUGUUGGCCUUUUUAACCCAUCUAUAAUCAUCAAAAUUAUUAACUAUUUUGAUUGCAACCUUUAGACAUGCACUAAAAAUAUGCCAAUUAGAUUUGUGUUUUGAGGUGAAAGAGAGAGGAGAGGGGAGAGAAGAGAGCACAGCUGCAAACCUACAACGUAUAUGUUAAUAUAAACUAACCAUUAUUAUUUUACUA